Messenger RNA from Populus trichocarpa (black cottonwood), 2708 nucleotides. RefSeq names its product serine/threonine-protein kinase BSK2. Lineage: Eukaryota; Viridiplantae; Streptophyta; Magnoliopsida; Malpighiales; Salicaceae. The coding region runs from base 693 to 2210 and encodes 505 amino acids. The transcript has 8 exons. Gene Ontology annotation, biological process: protein phosphorylation; brassinosteroid mediated signaling pathway. Gene Ontology annotation, molecular function: protein binding; protein kinase activity; ATP binding. The record is from RefSeq and is a predicted model, not a curated record.
CUUCUCUUUCCUCAACUUUUUUUUUCCUUGUUUUGGAACUGCCUUCUCCUCCUCAACUUCUUCAUGUCUGCCUUCAUCCUUGUUUCAGAGCAAUAUAAGCAUACGAUGACGAUGACGAUGACGAAAUAACAGUUUCCAACAACAAUUAUUUAAUAAAAAAUGAAAUCAGUUUGCUCCACCAUACACUCACUGUCUGAAAAACUUGAGCCAGAAAAAAGAAAAAAGAAAAAAGAAAAAAGAAAAAACUAAUAUAUAUGUUCUCUCUCUCUUCACGUGCUGGCGAUGAACUAGUCAUGUGACCUCCCUCGUCUCUAGUGUUUUGAGCAUGCAGACAAGAGAGAGAAGAAGGCCUGAUCACCUCCCUCCUUCAAGUCUUUUUGACUUUUGAGUUCCAUCUUCACUACUACCUUGCCAUUCUCAGUGGGAUUGGAGUGGAGAUGGUAUCAUUAUAAAGCAGUAGCAGUGUCUGGUGGUAGCGAUCAAAGAAAGAAGACCCCAACUCCAAGUCAGUCAACCUCCAUUAAAUUUACAUAAUCUUCAACCUUUCCUUCCCAACCACUUCAUUUACGCCCCGCUAAAAUAAAUGAAUAAAUGUUGAUUUCAUACUACUGCUACUAGGCUAGUUCUUCUGCUACUGUGUAUUUCUCUUAUAGGAAAAAAGGGAUAGUAUAGUCUGUCCUCUUCCUGUAAUAAUGGGCUGUUUCCAGUCCAAAACCACCCAUCUAGCUUCUCCUGAUCUAGACCCUCCUCUCCCUGAAGAAGCCAAGCCAGAUCUACCCGCUAAUGACCAACCUGACUCCCAAGAAAAUCACGAUCAAGACCAACUCGUCCCCCCCUUCAGGGAGUUCUCCUUGGCCGAGCUUCGAGGCGCCACCAAUGGAUUCAGCAGCGAUUUGAUUGUAUCCGAGAGUGGAGAGAAGGCUCCCAAUGUGGUUUACAGAGGAAAGCUCAAGAGUAAUAAUAACAAUAGUCACAGGCUUGUUGCUGUCAAGCGUUUCUCCAGGCUCUCUUGGCCUGACCCGAACCAGUUUCUCACUGAGGCUUCUGGGGUUGGAAAAGUUCGCCAUAACAGAUUGGUCAAUUUGAUUGGGUGCUGUGCGGAGGGUGAUGAGCGCUUGUUGGUGGCUGAAUACAUGCCUAAUGACACUCUCUCUAAGCAUCUUUUUCACUGGGAAAAACAGCCUUUGCCAUGGGAAAUGCGUGUCAGAGUUGCUUAUUACAUUGCCCAAGUGCUUGAUCAUUGCAAUGCCCAGAACCGCAAGAUUUACCAUGAUUUGAAUGCCUACAGAGUUCUUUUUGAUGAGGAUGGUGACCCCCGAUUAUCUAGUUUUGGCUUGAUGAAAAAUAGCCGGGAUGGGAAAAGCUACAGCACAAAUUUGGCUUACACACCGCCAGAAUUUUUGCGAACAGGUAGGGUCAUCCCUGAGAGUGUGGUAUACAGUUAUGGAACUGUUCUACUGGAUCUUCUGAGUGGGAAACAUAUCCCUCCAAGCCAUGCAUUGGAUUUGAUAAGAGGGAAGAAUUUAUUAUUGCUGAUGGACUCAUCCUUGGAAGGACAAUAUGCGAAUGAAGACGGAACUGCUUUGGUUGAACUAGCCUCAAAAUGUCUACAGUAUGAGUCCAAAGAUCGACCUGACAUUAAGUUUCUCCUUACAGCAGUGGCCCCUCUCCAGAAACAAAAAGAGGUUGCGUCUCAUGUGCUAAUGGGUCUAUCUAAAACUCCAGCAGCGCUGCCAACCAUGCUUUCCCCACUUGGAAAGGCUUGUGCAAGGAUGGAUCUUACUGCAGUGCACGAAAUUUUGCUUAAAACAGGCUAUAAAGAUGAAGAAGGUGCAGAAAAUGAGUUGUCAUUUCAAGAGUGGACACAGCAAGUACAAGAUAUGCUGAAUACAAAGAAAUUUGGGGAUAUUGCUUUCAGAGACAAAGAUUUUAAAAAUGCCAUUGAAUAUUAUACAAAGUUGGUAUCGAUGAUGUCUGUUCCUUCUGGUACUAUUUUUGUGAGGCGAGCCCUGUCGUACUUGAUGAUUGGCCAGGAAGAGCAUGCAUUGAGAGAUGCAAUGCAGGCUCAGGUGUGUUUGCCGGAGUGGCCCACCGCAUUCUACAUGCAAGCUCUGGCGCUGUCCAAGCUGGGAAUGGAAAGCGAUGCUCAAGACAUGCUUAAUGACGGGGCCUCAUUUGAAGCAAAGAAGCAGAACAGCUGGCGCAUUUAAAAUUAUGAAGGCCCUGCUGUCGUCGGCAUGGGUUUGGGCGGCAACUGGGGAAGAAAUCUUGCGAGGGCAAUUAUAUUUAGGAGUGGAUGUUGCCUCCCUUUUUUCAGAAAACGUAGUAAUUUUCCCACAGAAAAAAAAAAACAAAAUAUAUAUAAAAAACUUAAUUUAGAUGAGAAGAAAUAAGUAGAGAAAACAGCAAAGCUAGAGCCAAUCCCCUUAAGCAAGCGUCCUAGCUGCCUACGUAGCGGGUGGGUAAGAACGAAGUAGUGUAACUCUUUUGGCAUGCGAGCCAAUGCAGAUGGCGGCGGCGGCGGCAGCAGCUGGAUGAUGAUGGAUUAAGGAGACUCGUCAGAAACAGCAGUAAACUAUGUUGUCAACCAGUUUGAGGUGAAAUAGAUGAAGAGAAGAGUGAAAAGGUUGUUGUUGUUCUGCAAACUGCUUGUGCUUGAAAGACAACCACCACAGCCAAUGAAUGAAUGAAAUAUAGUGUUGAGAACA